GUCUGAAUAAUAAUAAGAAGAAAGAUGGCGUCAGGCUGCCUGAAAGUCACAAAAUAUUUUCUUUUCCUGUUCAACCUUCUUUUCUUUAUCCUGGGUGCUGUCAUCCUAGGUUUUGGAAUAUGGAUUUUGGUGGACACAACAAGCUUCAUUUCAGUUCUACAGACCUCAUCAUCAACUUCAAAAGUUGGAGCAUACAUUCUUACUGCAGUAGGAGCUCUCACCAUGUUAAUGGGGUUCCUGGGCUGUGUUGGAGCGGUCAAUGAGAUUCGCUGCCUCUUGGGACUGUAUUUUACUUGCCUAUUGCUGAUUCUCAUAGCCCAAAUAGCUGCCGGCCUGCUGAUCUAUUUCCAGAGGAAUGCACUUGAAGCAGAAAUGUCUGGGAUCGUUAGUGAACUUGUCCAGAAUUACAAUCCUUCUGACGACAAUAAUAAGACCCUUGAAAAUGCUUGGGACUAUGUCCAGUUACAACUACAAUGCUGUGGUUGGACUGGGCCAGAAACUUGGAAAAACAACACAGCUCUUCAGGGAAAAAACCAGACAUUCUAUCCUUGCUCUUGCUCCAAUGACUCCUCUAACUCGCAGGCGGAAGUGGGUUUCUGCCUCCUGGAUAUUAUUUCCAACUCUACAACAACGGAUGACUGGCCAGUUAAAAAGCAGGGAUGUAUGAAAGGUGUGCAGAAUUGGUUACAAGACAACCUUGGCAUCAUCCUUGGGGUGUGCACGGGGGUUGCAGUCAUUGAGUUGCUGGGAAUGGUGCUGUCUAUCUGCCUCUGCAAGAACAUUCACACUGAAGAUUACACCAAAGUGCCCAAGUACUGAGAGACUGCUGGUCUUGAGAGCUGCCCCAGAACACAUGGAAUGCCCUUUUCUUAAAUCCAGGCUAUCUUCAUCCCUCUGGUGACAACUCUGCAGUGUUGCUGCAGUUCGAUUAGGUUGUGUGGUAUUGAUGAAUUAUUUGAGGGACUUGGGCAGCCUCCUUUUAUCUCUUGACUCUUCUUUUAUGAAACAGGCCAUUUAAAUCUUCUUCUCCUUGUGAGAUACCCUGCACCUUUAUUGCCAGCACCUCUCCCUCCCUUCCUUUUAUCCACAUUUGUUGAUUGUGACUAAGCUUAGAGUAUUCCCAUAUUCCGGUUGUUGCAGCUGUUUGCUCUAUGUACAUAAUCCUUAUACUGUUCAUUGAGGAAGGUUUGGAGGGAGGGGGCUUUAGCUUCUGUGGUUUAUUUUUUUUAAUCACAUGCUUUUAGAAAUACACGCUGUAGAGAGGAACGUCUCUCCUCUAAAUAAUCGGAUGCCUGUAUCUUUUUUUAGCUUCAGUUCCUCUGAUCUAUUGAAUUGAUACCAGCCAGAUCAAGAAUUGGACUGUAAGCUUAAAAUACCACCGUUUACCUUUUGGACAGGGAUGUAUGAUAUGGAAAAUGUGAUAUCAUUUUUCUCCUUUCUACCAUACUCCUCCCUUUGGGAAUCCAUUACAUUGGAGACAUUUUAGUGAUCGCUUCUCCAAGGAUGAGUCUGUCCUGGCUCUCUGACAUCUACUCCUGGUUUGCCAACUUUAUAUGAGGUGGUGACGGAGACUCUAUACAUAUUUCCAGUCA
Messenger RNA from Pseudonaja textilis, 1592 nucleotides. RefSeq names its product CD82 molecule (gene CD82). Gene Ontology annotation, cellular component: plasma membrane. The record is from RefSeq and is a predicted model, not a curated record. Lineage: Eukaryota; Metazoa; Chordata; Lepidosauria; Squamata; Elapidae.